Molecule: messenger RNA, 1106 nt
Organism: Haplochromis burtoni (Burton's mouthbrooder)
Lineage: Eukaryota; Metazoa; Chordata; Actinopteri; Cichliformes; Cichlidae
Exons: 3
Coding region: 41-778 (245 amino acids)
Biological process (GO): response to bacterium
Source: RefSeq, a predicted model, not a curated record
GGAAGACAUCAGUUGUGCAAGAGAAGGCUGAAGUAUCACAAUGAUCGGAAGAUUAAUUCCUUUGAUUCUUCUAAGUACAUUGUCUGUGACUGAAAUGAAUGAGGUUCCUCAGCAGAUCUCUGUAACUGUGGCUAAACUUGGAGAUAAUGUGACUCUGACAUGUAAAAUCCCUAGGGAUAAUGUUGGGUUGUCUUACUGGUAUAAGCUGAAUUAUGGAUAUAUGGUUCAAACAGUUACUACAGGAACUAAUGAAAAAAUAUCACUCAAUGGACAAUUUAACAACUCAAGAUUCAAUGCCACAAAAGUGGGUAAUGUGCUUUCUCUUACCAUAAGAAAUGUAAGCAAAGAAGAUGAAGCAACGUACUUCUGUCAAACAGGAUCAUCAGAGAGUAUGACAUUUAAAAAUGGCACAAUUGUGGCAGUGAAUGAUCCUAAAACCCAGCAGAAAUCUAUCACCGUGAAACAAACUCCAGAUAUGGAGUCAGUCAAUCUGAGUGAGCCAAAGACUCUACAGUGUUCGCUCCUGUCUAAGGACAAAAAUGGAAAACAUCAUUCCCCAAAUGAAGACAAAGUGCACUGGUUUAAAGGUGCAUCGGAAUCCCAUCCAGGCAGCAUUUACCACGGCAGUCUCAGAAAUAAAGAGGACGGGAGAUGUGACUACAGUCUGUCCAAAACGAUAACAAAUUCACCUGAUGCUGGGAUGGACUACUGUGCUCUGGUCACAUGUGGAGAGAUCCUGUUUGGUAAAAGAACUAAAGUGGAGAUAGGUAUGUUUUAACGUAUUAUUAACAUCUUGAUUUAUAAUUUAUAAUUCCUGUGAGCUUGUUAUGAAUAAACAAGAUAGAUUCUCAGGCCUCUAAAAUGAAUUUGAGUUAGAUCGACUAGAGUAUUUGUAGCCGCUAAGACUGGUGGACCUAAAUCUUCACCACCACGUCUGGUAUACAUACAAGCGAAAAAGGGGAGUGGGUGGGUCAGCGCUCGGGGCACAGAAACUUAACUGGCUUCAAACACCAUUUAUUUCCAUAAAAAAACACAGCCAGAGUCACAAAUACAAGACAAAAUUCCCCGUAUACAAUAAAAAUUGUGUUGCAACCCGCUAAAAACCC